GACCUAAAAAGUUUUGGGCUCACUUUAUUAGGGUUUGUAGCUGAGCUGCGGGAGCUAUGGACUCGCGCGAGGACAUGGAGCGCCUCAUUUUCUUCGAGGCGACGAGGGAGAAAGCCGCUGCCAAUUACGCGCGCUGCCCGGAGGAUGCCGAUAAUCUGACGCAAUGGGGCGGGGCUUUGCUGGAGCUAGCGCAUUUCCGGCAAGGGCAGGAUCAGCUAAACAUGAUCGAAGAAUCCGAGUCCAAGCUCCGGGAGGCCCUCGCGAUCAAUCCCAAAAAGCACGAGACGCUUUGGUGCCUGGGAAACUCGCACACCGCCCACGGUUUCUUGCUCCCAGACAGUGGCAAGGCCAACGAGUACUUCAAGAAAGCCAGCGAUUGCUUCAAGAAAGCCUUGGACGAGGAGCCGAAGAGUGAGCUCUACAUGAAAUCGCUGGAAAUGUCUGCAAAGGCACCAAAUGUUUAUGUGGAGCUUCAAAGACAGGUCCUGAGCCAGCAGCUCGGGAUCGGUGGAAGCGGCAGUGGCAGCGGCGCCAAUCUCUCGGCAAAGGGAAGGAAGAAGAAGCAAAACAAUGACUUCAAGUAUGACGUUCUCGGCUGGGCUGUGCUCGUCUUGGGUGUCGUCGCAUGGCUCGGGAUGGCAAAGAUCGCACCACCGCGCGCCCUGUAGUAAGCAAAACCUCUCAAACCGAGCUCACGGCGACACUCUCUAGCUAGUUUCUGGCAUCUAAUGUUUCUACGUCUAGGAAGAAGGAAAAAUCCGAUUGUUUUCGUUUGCGUCUAGCAGCAUUAGUCGUGAAUAAUUCCGACAAUGUCCUCGUCCCUGAAGAGGUACAAACUGGGAAUUUUCCAAUAGAUUUGUAGGAAUCACGUUAGAGAAACGUAGAAUGGAAAUGGAAGCUUACUUCUCAUCGUU
This is a messenger RNA of Selaginella moellendorffii, 914 nucleotides long. RefSeq names its product probable mitochondrial import receptor subunit TOM20. Gene Ontology annotation, biological process: protein insertion into mitochondrial outer membrane. Gene Ontology annotation, cellular component: mitochondrial outer membrane translocase complex. The transcript has 6 exons. Bases 57 to 668 code for a protein of 203 amino acids. Gene Ontology annotation, molecular function: protein binding. Lineage: Eukaryota; Viridiplantae; Streptophyta; Lycopodiopsida; Selaginellales; Selaginellaceae. The record is from RefSeq and is a predicted model, not a curated record.